Messenger RNA from Wickerhamiella sorbophila, 1179 nucleotides. Its product is annotated as putative trans-2-enoyl-CoA reductase, mitochondrial. Gene Ontology annotation, molecular function: trans-2-enoyl-CoA reductase (NADPH) activity. Gene Ontology annotation, biological process: fatty acid metabolic process. The transcript has a single exon. Gene Ontology annotation, cellular component: mitochondrion. NCBI's taxonomy places the organism in Eukaryota, Fungi, Ascomycota, Dipodascomycetes, Dipodascales, Trichomonascaceae. The record is from RefSeq and is a predicted model, not a curated record. Bases 1 to 1179 code for a protein of 392 amino acids.
AUGUUACCCUAUCGGCCUCUUCUUCCCCCAUCACCAGCCGUUGCUUUAUCAGCAGCAAUGCCAUUCCCCAAGUCCAUGGGCGUACUCCGGCACGCAGUGCGCUUGCAACUGCGCUUCAAACAUACUGCACGAUCAGUUGUAUUCUCUGAUUACGGCCCACCGAAGGACGUUCUGCGGGUGAUCAAAAACGAAGUCGCCGAUCCCCAAGAGUCCCAGGUGCUUCUGAAACUUGUUGCCGCCCCCAUAAACCCCGCAGACAUCAACCAAGUGGAGGGCGUUUACCCGUCGAAGCCACAAUUCACAAAAGAGCUCGGCACAAUUGAUCCUUAUGCCGUCGGUGGAAAUGAGGGCCUCUUUGAAGUUGUUCAAGUUGGUCCCGAUCAGGAAACGUUCAAGGUAGGUGACUGGGUUCUCCCAGCGUCGGCGUCGUUUGGUACGUGGACCACCUACAAGCUUUCUGAUCCCAAAAAUCUUAUUCGCAUUGGCACUCCGAACGGUUUGGACGCUGUGGCCGCUGCAACCGUCGCCGUAAACCCUUCUACUGCCUACCGCAUGCUGUCGGACUUUGCUGCUUUGGAGCCCGGUGACUGGUUCAUUCAGAACGGUGGAAACUCGGGGGUGGGUCGCCAGGCCAUCCAAUUAGGUCGUUUGUGGGGGUACAAGUCUAUUUCGGUUGUGCGCGACCGUCGGGAUAUUGACUCGCUCAAGCAGGAGCUGCUCGACCUGGGCGCAGAUCAAGUGGUUACCGAAGAGCAAAUUGCCGACAAAUCGAUCCGGCACAUCAUCAAAGACUGGACUCAUGGUCAAGACAUCAAGCUCGCUUUGAACUGUGUGGGAGGCCGAUCCGCAGCUAAUAUCGCCCGCCAACUUGGCCACUCGGGCCAGCUCGUCACAUAUGGCGGGAUGUCCAAGCAGCCAGUGUCUCUGCCAACCUCACUUUACAUUUUCAAAAACAUUGCCUCAAGGGGCUUCUGGAUGACGCACUGGACCAAAGAACACGCUGAGCCGCGCAAACGCAUGAUCCUUGAUCUUCUCGACAUGUACAGACAAAACGAACUCAAACUGACUGGUAUCAAAACGCACGCCGUCAAGAGCGAUGCUGAAGAAAAGGACUUUUUGGAGGGAUUCCUCAAGGCUCUCGGUGAGCCGGGAAAGCAGGUUCUCUUGGUCGACCGCUAA